Molecule: messenger RNA, 513 nt
Organism: Arachis stenosperma
Lineage: Eukaryota; Viridiplantae; Streptophyta; Magnoliopsida; Fabales; Fabaceae
Exons: 1
Coding region: 1-513 (170 amino acids)
Biological process (GO): trichome morphogenesis; gibberellic acid mediated signaling pathway; cytokinin-activated signaling pathway
Cellular component (GO): nucleus
Molecular function (GO): DNA-binding transcription factor activity; transcription cis-regulatory region binding
Source: RefSeq, a predicted model, not a curated record
AUGAGUGCAUCAGAAAACCCUAGACUUCAACAUCAUAACCCUUAUUCAGUGGGAAAAGGUUACUCUCCCUCUCCCUCAUCUACGACACCCAAGCUCUUCGGUUUCCCUUUAACCACAACUUCAUCAUGCUGCGAAUCCAUGGCUAGUAAAAGGUUCAAAUGUGACUUUUGUUACCGCGAAUUUGCAAAUUCACAGGCACUAGGUGGCCAUCAAAACGCCCACAAGAAAGAGCGUCGAAGAGCCACCUUAGCGCGCUUUCACCAACAUUCGAUGCCCUUUGUCUUUUUUCCUUCAUCAUCAGGAUCAGUAGUUUCUCCGCAUGGAAGGGCCCCACACCCAGUAAUUCCUAACGGAGAACCUGAUCCUGAUAAUGACCAAGAAGAUCUAUUAAUUCCCGUUGUUGCGAUGAAAACAAAUGAAGGUGAUGGUGCAAGACAAAAAGGAGCCUUUUUUGUGGAACAAGUACACAAUAAUAGUGGUGAUGAUGAUGUUGAUCUUAACUUGAGGCUAUAG